Myzus persicae (green peach aphid) is the source of this 3257-nucleotide messenger RNA. Its product is annotated as saccharopine dehydrogenase-like oxidoreductase. The record is from RefSeq and is a predicted model, not a curated record. Gene Ontology annotation, cellular component: mitochondrion; plasma membrane; lipid droplet. The coding region runs from base 698 to 2116 and encodes 472 amino acids. The transcript has 10 exons. Gene Ontology annotation, biological process: glycolipid biosynthetic process. NCBI's taxonomy places the organism in Eukaryota, Metazoa, Arthropoda, Insecta, Hemiptera, Aphididae.
UUUAAUUCGUCAGGACGAGAGCAAACAAUAAUUGUGUGACCGAUAAACAGUUUUGACAUAAAAUUAUAUCCAAAACGAUUUUUAGUAAACUAUAGUUUGCUCUAGGUAUCUCCACGAAAACGAAAGUGACAAUGAAAACGCUCUUUCACAGUCAUAGUAAAAACCGACGAUGCAACCAAAUUUUUGACACCCGACCCUAUCCGGACCACUAUUAAACAUCUUCGAUCGUAUCGUGUACCGAACUCAUAAGAUUUUGUAGGCCCGCCAUUUUCCUACGGCAAAUCAAACUUGUUGCGGUUUAAUGACAACUGCUGAUAACCUGGGUUCAUGCUGUUGAUAACAGCUAUGCUCGUAACCGGCAUAUACAUAAACAACGCACAGCCGCCGUUUGGCGUCGGUGAACGCUGAGCGGGAAGGGAGUUGGCGAGACGCGAACAAGCGUCCUGCGUCAUAGCCGUCAAACACACGCGCAGUACGCACUACUCAGUUUCGGUCGACAACUUGUCGAUUUUCAGUAUUGUUUUAUUGUCAUUUUUCAACGUACCGCUCUCGUUUGGCGUUUCAUUUUUGAAUAGUUCCCCUUGACGAGUGUUGGAUCGACUGCACGGACGCUAAUUUUUGUGGUCGUCAUUUUUCAAGGUAACCGUCAACUGUAUCACAGCGUCUGAGGUUAUCAGAAUAAGACUAAGUAGUAAAAAUGGAAGGUAAAAUACUUGACCAGGAAACCACUGCUGACUACAAUUCAGCCAAAGAACCAAUCCCUAAUACAAAAUCGAAGCGCAAAUACGAUAUAAUCAUUUUUGGCGCUUCGGGAUUCACUGGACAAUUAGUUGUUAUGGAAAUGGGACAUCUUUCUCAAACAUACAAUUUAACAUGGGCAGUUGCUGGGCGUAACACUGAUAAAUUACAAAACGUACUGGAUAAAAUGUAUAAAACUCUUGAUGGUUAUGAAGAUAAAAAAGUUGAUAUUAUUUAUGCCGAUGUAAAAGAUAUUAAAACUGUAAUGAGAAUGGCUCAAACAACUUCUGUGGUUAUAAAUUGUAUUGGACCAUUUUAUAUAUAUGGAGAAGUUGUAGUCAAAUCUUGUGUCUUGACAUCUACUCAUUAUGUAGAUAUAUCUGAUGAAUCAUUAUUUAUGGAGAAAAUGGCAUAUAUGUAUAAUAGACAAGCUGAAGAAAACAAUUCAAUAAUUGUUAGUGCUCUUGGUAUUGAAAGUGUACCGGCUGACCUUGGUGUAGAAUUUUUAUACAACAAUUUUAGUGGUCAAUUGAAGAAUGUUGACAUGUACAUGAAUCUUUAUAGCAGUUCAUUCAUGUUAACUUAUAGUGCACUUAUACAUGAGGGUACUUGGAUAAGUGGUAUAUUGCAUUUUGCUACUGCAAAACAAAGAUUGUACUACCGAAAUCUGUUAGAUGAGUUAAUGGGAAUAACUAGAGUAGAACCAAAUAUUUCCAAGAUAUUGCAUAGACAGCAAAUCAGUAUGCGAAAUGAUGCCAAACAAUGGUGCUUGGCUUUUCCAGAACCGGAUCAAGCUGUUGUUGCUCGAUCAAUUCACCAUGCCAAAACUAAGGAUAAUUUACCUUAUAAUUUUGAAGUUCGAAACUAUGUGGUUAUGGGAGAUUUGUUUUCGGCUAUAAUUGGUUUAUUUGUGUUUGUUUUAUUGUCAAUCAUGACUGCAAUUGAACCUAUUAGAAUUCUCCUUGUUCGAUUUCCAAAAUUGUUUUCAUGUGGCCUUGCAACAAAAACUGGUCCAACUAAAAAAAUAAUGGAAAAUGGACGCAUGUCAUUAACUUUGAUUGGUCGUGGGACAACAUCUGUCAAUUAUUCUAAUGCUAAUCUUAAGAAAAUUUCACAUAAAGAUAAUACCACUACAAGAAAAACUAUUGUUCAAGUCAAUGCUAAAAAUCCAGCUUAUGGAUUUACUAGUAAAGCUGUUGUCUUGGGAGCAAUAACUAUAAUAAAAGAUCAUAUUAAUAUUCCUAAAGGGGGUGUUUUAACACCAGCUGCUGCAUUCCGUAAUUCUCAAUUUGUGAAUCGUUUAAUUAAUCAUGAUGCCGCGGCUUUUGAAGUUGAGUCUGACUUGAUUACUUACGGACAACAAUCAACAUCAGUUUAAAUCUACUGUCACCUACUUAGUUGUUUUUAGUCUUUUGAUAUAUGUUCAAGAUUUAUUCCAUUAUAUUAUAUAUCUUCGAUAGUGUUUAAAUUUAAUUUUCUCUAUUUUAUAUGUGAUUUUUUACUUUAUAAGUUUUAAGUAGCUCAUUUGUCUAACAAUAAGUACAAUAUUAAACGGUUUUAGUUACUUUAUGUUUAUAAACACUAUCAUAGGCAGUAUUAGACCCUCUAGCAAAGAGGGUCAGAAAAUAUUUUAACUGUUUAUAUUAUUAAAUUAGUCCAUAUUUUUAGGCAAGUACUUAAUAAUUACUUUUAAAAAAAAUAGCAUAUAUUUAUUUAUUUAAUUAUCUCAUAACUCCAUGUGUCCUUUAUCAUCUGGAUCAUUGUCACCUAAAUUAUUUAGUACAAUUAAUUUGGUUGGCAGAAAAAAGUCCUCAAAAAAAAUUAAUUUUAAAUGUGAAGACAUGUACCUUUACUCUACUUUUAAUUAGUAAUUAAUAAUUCAUAUAUUAUUUUAGCCAAUAUAGGCAAUUUUAUAUUCAAAGACUCAAUUAAUAAGAAACUUUUUCUUACCUAUUUAUUCAAUGAAAAUUUUCAAAUAUAAAUAAUUUUAUGUCUGAAUAUGGUUUAUGUUUCACUAUUAAUUGUAUAUAAAAAAACUUUGAAUAGAAAAAAAAAUGUUAACAUAAAUUUGAACUCAUCUAUACAUAAUAUACAUAUUAUAGUGUUCAGUUAUAAGUAAAAAAACAUCUUAGGUAUUUCUACACUACAUUUCUACAAAAAUUUCACGUCAUAAUAAUUUAUGAUAUUAUUUUCAUUAAAAUAUAUUAUAUUUUGUUAUAGGUACAUGUGUUCACAUUUAUAAUUAAUUUUUUUUCUGGGCUUUUUCCAUGGUCUUAUUUUCUGCGAUUCAUUAUGUAUGCUUGUGAACCAGUGUAUGUUACAGCAACAAAUUUUGUAUUGAAAAUACAAUAAAAAUAGACAUUUUUAGAGUUAGAAAACUAAGAUUCAAGGAACUUAACACAAUUUGCCUUCUUUCCCCCCCCUCCACACUAUAAUACCGCCUAUGAUCACUAUGUAUUUUAUUUCAUACACUCACUUUUAAAAAAUAAUAUACAUGUAGUAGUAUAGUAUGACUGAAG